AUGAGCUUGCUGCGUGUCUUGGCCACCAGCCUGUCAGCAGCCUGCCUCAUCAAGCCAGUCAUAGCACAGACUACAGCGCCAGCUUGGGGACAAUGUGGUGGCACCACGAGCUGCGUCAGCGGAUACACCUGCUCAGUUCUUAACCCUUACUACUCUCAAUGUAUCCCAGGAUCCAAUAUUCUUACUACUACGUCUGUUAGAUCCGCCUCGACUUCAACCGCUCCCAUCGCAACGGCCACCAGUACCCGCACCACUUCCCGUGCGACAACCACUCUCGUGACCGUGACCACAACGGCUGCAGGCAAUGGCGGCGGCUCCGUCCCUACAACUCUAGUCUCUGGGUGGUCUUGGAUCCGCGCUGUGGCUUCGCCCAACUUCCAUAGCUACCUGCAGGCGAAGCCCACCGGUACGCCCAGCAAAGCCUACCUCGAUUCACCCACCAGCGCGGGCCAGUUCAAAGUCGAGGAAGGCCAACUCGUCUAUCUGACUGGAUCUUCAUCGCUUUAUCUUAAUGUUGAGAACCCGACAGACAAGACUCAGAGAAAGCUGCAGACGUGGUUCAGUGCAAGCAAGAACGCAUAUGGAACGUUUGCCUUCCAGGGCGAUACGGUCACGUGGAGCACCCCCGAUAUCGCCAGACCCAACGUGGCCGCAUGGCUUGUCUGUGAGAACCAAGAGGUGUUUAUCAACACGGGGGCAUAUCUGUAUCAGACUCCCGCCGGUUGCUCUGACCAAACCAUACACUCGUAUGGUGGCUCGACAGCAGACCUCUAG
This is a messenger RNA of Colletotrichum orchidophilum, 774 nucleotides long. RefSeq lists its product as uncharacterized. Gene Ontology annotation, cellular component: extracellular region. Lineage: Eukaryota; Fungi; Ascomycota; Sordariomycetes; Glomerellales; Glomerellaceae. The record is from RefSeq and is a predicted model, not a curated record. The transcript has 4 exons. Gene Ontology annotation, biological process: carbohydrate metabolic process. Gene Ontology annotation, molecular function: cellulose binding. The coding region runs from base 1 to 774 and encodes 257 amino acids.